Messenger RNA from Pyricularia pennisetigena, 2106 nucleotides. RefSeq lists its product as uncharacterized. Gene Ontology annotation, cellular component: nucleus. Gene Ontology annotation, molecular function: exonuclease activity; nucleic acid binding. Bases 1 to 2106 code for a protein of 701 amino acids. The record is from RefSeq and is a predicted model, not a curated record. Lineage: Eukaryota; Fungi; Ascomycota; Sordariomycetes; Magnaporthales; Pyriculariaceae. The transcript has a single exon.
AUGGAUUCCGGCUUGCAAAUCUUCAAACACAUCGACUGCCCUGCGGGCGCCAAAUGCACUUCAGUUAGGUGUCUGUUCCGUCAUGCUGGCGAAGCGAUUGUGGGCGUCGAGACAAAUGUCAAUGGUGUCUCAAAGGGUGACGGUUCCAAUGAUGGUGCUUCAGAUGUGGUGGCCCCAGCUGCACCGUCACCCGAGGGCCCUUCAUCUAAGCGUUUAAAGACGGGCGAGAAAGAAUAUGAUCCCACUGCACCUGUUGUGCCUUUUCUAGACGAGGAUACGCUCCCAGAUGACGGAGAUGUAUUCCCAGGCAGCAUCGAAUCUUUGUCAAAACCUGCUGCUCCCGCCUCGAGUGUCUCCAGCGACCCCGUUCCAUCUCUGAAAAGGAAGCACUCGGAUGCCUCGCCAGGAGAAGAUAACACGCAGCCCAUUACUCCAGCGACCCAAAGGCAUUCCCACACCAACCCUUUCACCUCAUCAUAUACGACGCCCAAAUCAGACCAGCAAUUCAACAACAACCCUUUCAGCACACGGAAGCACUCGCCAGUAAACACAACGCCGGCUCCUGAGCCCGCGGUUGCCCCUGUGCCAAAGCCUGAACCCACACCGGCACCAGCCAGGAAAGCAGAGGGCCUGAACCCAAGGCAUCUUAGGAAUCAGCCAGCAACAUUUCAGGUCCGGUGGAAGUUGGUCAAGAUGCUUUAUGACCAGUAUACCCGCCUGAACCAAGGCUUGGAGAAAAUCGCCAAGGACGAUGCCACAAAACGGCUUUUGCUGACCGAUCAGGAAAUCAUUUGGAUGGCUUUGGAUGAAGAGGAGAAUGCUGCCAAAACUAAUGGUUACUCAAACCAGCUCAAGAGCAGGAUCACCUCCUGCAAAAAGUUCACCGUGCAAAAAUGGAGGGAAGAACGCAUUGAAGUAUUGAGAAAGCAAGAAGCUGCUCUUUCCAAGGACGAGAGUACCGCAGCCGCAAAAUCAAGCGAACCAGUUGUCAUCGAGACCGGCUUGACGGGGACUCAGGAGGUCCAGCUCGUCAAGGCCAGACUCCUGACCCCUAUUGACGACCUGGCCAAGUAUGGCUAUGUUCCCACCGUUCCUGCCGAGGAAGAAAUUGCCAAGGCCAAGCAAGCUCAAACCGUCUCACAAGGCUGGGAGGUUUGCGACCGGUGCACCAAGCGCUUCCAAGUAUUUCCCGGCCGACGAGAGGAAGACGGAGCUCUUGCAUCGGGCGGAAAAUGUACCCACCAUCCCGGAAAGCUGUACAUGCCUAACCGGCAGUCCGCCGAUCGGUCCAUACCCGAAAGGCAGUACAGGUGCUGCGGCGAGACGGUCGGCCAGUCCGCGGGCUGCACCGUCAAGGACACGCACGUGUUCAGGCACUCCAACCCCAAACAGCUCGCCACGCUCUGGAACUUUGUCGAGACGCCGGAGAAUCCCAACGCCCCCAAAGACAGGGGUGUCUGCUUCGACUGCGAGAUGGGCUACACCGUCAAGGGCUUCGAGAUGAUACGCUUCACGGCGACGUCGUGGCCCGGCGGCGAGGAACUGAUCGACGUGCUCGUCCGACCAUUUGGGGAGGUCCUGGACCUGAACUCGCAGUACUCGGGCGUCUGGCCCGAAGACAUAGCCAACGCAAGCCCGUUCACCCUCACGUCGGACAAGCCGCCACCGCCGCAGAAAGCGGGCGAGCGCAAGCGGCUGCAGAUGGUGUCGUCGCCCGAGGUCGCGCGAGAUCUGCUCUUCUCUCUCAUUUCGCGUGACACGCCGCUGAUAGGACACGGACUCGAGAACGAUCUCAAUUGCAUGCGUGUCGUCCACCCGGUCAUCGUGGACACUGUCUUGCUCUACCCACACAACAGGGGUCUGCCUAUUCGCAAUGGCCUCCGGAUGCUGAUGCAGACCAUACUCAAUACAAGAAUUCAGGUGGAACCGGCCGAGGGGCAGCUGGCAGGCCAUGACAGCGCUGAGGACGCCAGGGCUGCCGGUGAUCUCGUGCGGUGGAAGACGAGGAAGGAAUGGUUCAAGAUGAAGCGUGAGGGUUGGACUUUAGUAGAUGGGCAGUUUGUGGCACCCACCAAGACCACGGUAGUCUCGACUCUGGAAGCCUAG